CUGGCGCAAAUAUUGGAGGUCCCAGACCCACUUCCUGUAGCUCGAUUCCUGCCGGUGCUCGCGGAGGACUCGUCGUCGUAGUCGUCGUAGUCGUCGGUGUCGGUGUCAGUGUCGUCGACGCCGUCGUCGUCGUCGUCGUUGCCGCAUGCGUCGUGCUCUUCUUCAACAACGAAGGCCUCAGAGACACGCCUCGCGCUCUGUCCCGGGGAGAUGUGACACUACUCCUGUCUCGUUCAGGCCAAUGUCCCAGAUGCUCGCCCGUCUCGCCAUAUCUCGUCGUUGCCGGUGCUGCCGCCGUGUCCGCAGGCACGCUCGAUGCCGGGAAGGAGGUGCAGCUGUGGAAGAUGUCGUCGUGGGCCGUCUCAUCGAUGUCGUGGAUCUCUGCCGCCGCCCCCAGUCGUUCGUCUUGAUGGCGUGCAUGCUCAUAGCCCCGUUGCCUGUCGGACAUGUCUGCCGCUGCUGCUACCACUGCUACCACUACUGCUACCGCUGGGCCCUGCUCAACGCGCUAUGGUGCUGGUCGUGUAUCGCAUCGGGCACGGAGCCGUCUCUUGCGCAGUCUUGAAGACAUGGACUUACAUGGUGGACGCGCUCCAUUAUUAUAAGACGAGCGCGGCGAGGCGUCAGAGGCCUGCACUUUUCGAGAGCCGUCAGUCGUUGGUAGUCGUGGGCCAAGAGCCCAGCCUUACAAGCAAUCCCUCCCUCGCCCGCUAUGGACCACGUAGACAUAGCUCCGGUAGCAGGAGAAGCGCAGAGCGGGAGAGACAGACCUAGGUGUGCCGCAGUCAGCAGUGGACAAGGCCAGCAGGGCCAGCCAGGCAAGUACAGGUACAUGUACGGAUGCUAUCGCCCAGUGCAGGUACCGGUAGUAGGAGGCUACCUCGCGUUUGCCUCGGAUCACCGGAUCGCUGACGAUGUGAUGUGCACGGCGACGUGUGGACGGGACAGGAGACACGUUACAGGACAGGUAUCCUGUGUCAAGUGUCAACUAGGAGGUAGGAGCCAAAAUGCCCAAAAAUUGAUGCAGGGCCACCCGCCCCGCCUCCGACUAGUCCUCUUAGACCUUACCGCCUCCCCCGCGGUCCCGCCGACGACACGCACUCUCACUUACGAGCCAUAUACGAGGCACUUUGGCUCCACGCAAUACCACCUCCAAUCUUCUCAUGGCGCUGUGGAGGCGUACCUGAUGGCUGAUGGUUGA
Sphaerulina musiva SO2202 is the source of this 1201-nucleotide messenger RNA. RefSeq lists its product as uncharacterized. The record is from RefSeq and is a predicted model, not a curated record. NCBI's taxonomy places the organism in Eukaryota, Fungi, Ascomycota, Dothideomycetes, Mycosphaerellales, Mycosphaerellaceae. The transcript is spliced from 4 exons. Bases 713 to 1201 code for a protein of 162 amino acids.